AUGGCAACAACAACUAUGAAAGCGCUGAACUAUCUCGGACCUUACAAGGUUCGGGUUGAAGAUGUCGAAAAGCCAAGGAUGGAACAUCCUGAUGAUAUUAUUGUAAAGGUGACUACGGCUGCCAUUUGCGGUUCGGACUUGCAUAUGUACGAAGGGAGAACAGCCGCUGAGCCCGGGAUUACGUUCGGUCACGAGAACAUGGGAAUCGUGGAGGAAUUGGGUGAGGGAGUUACCUUGUUGAAAAAAGGAGAUCGUGUCGUGAUGCCCUUCAACGUUGCCGAUGGUCGGUGUCGAAACUGUGAGGAGGGGAGAACUGCAUUCUGCACCGGUGUCAACCCUGGCUUUGCUGGCGGUGCCUAUGGAUACGUCGCAAUGGGUCCCUACCGCGGAGGCCAGGCACAGUACAUUCGCGUCCCAUAUGCCGACUUCAAUGCUCUUAAGUUGCCCCCAGGUAAAGAGCAUGAAGCAGACUUCGUUCUUCUAGCUGAUAUCUUCCCAACUGGUACGAUUGAACCUACUUCCCUUAAGCUGGAAGCGUAUUCUCUGAUUUUGAUGAUAUCUAUAGGCUGGCACGGUGUGGAGAUUUCCGGAUUCCAAGCAGGCGAAAGUAUUGCAGUAUUCGGUGCUGGUCCUGUCGGACUGAUGGCCGCGUACUCCGCUGCUCUACGAGGAGCGUCCAACAUUUACGUUGUUGAUCGCGUCGCGGAGCGACUGGAAGCCGCUAAAAAUAUUGGCGCUAUUCCUAUAGACUUCACAAAGGGAGAUGCCGUCGAUCAGAUAAUCAGUCACAACGGGGAUAUGGUUGAUCGCUCGGUAGAUGCUGUUGGAUACCAGGCUGUCGACUCCAAUGGUUCUGCUGAAAAGGCCAAUAUCGUUCUUGAGAACAUGAUUCGAGUGACACGGGCUUGUGGUGGGAUGGGAAUCCCUGGGUUAUACGUCCCUAGGUAUGUGAAUGGGCAAGAAUCUUCUGUUCACGACAACUUACCUAACGGUUCUAUAACUAGUGACCCUGGUGCAGCUGACGCUGCCACCGCGAACGGAAUGAUCAGCCUGAGCUUUGGAAAGUUAUUUGAAAAGGGUCUUUCGCUUGGUACUGGACAGUGCAACGUCAAGUCCUAUAACCGAUACCUUCGAGAUAUGAUUAUUGCUGGCAAAGCAAAGCCCAGCUUCGUGAUCUCGCACGAGAUUGCACUUGCAGAUGCUGAGACUGCUUAUGACAAAUUUGACAAAAGGGAGGAUGGGUACACAAAAGUGAUCAUUCACCCAAAUGGUGGGUUUUGA
Messenger RNA from Penicillium egyptiacum, 1281 nucleotides. The record is from the annotation of a GenBank genome assembly. NCBI's taxonomy places the organism in Eukaryota, Fungi, Ascomycota, Eurotiomycetes, Eurotiales, Aspergillaceae.